UGUUUGCCUCCAGCACCGUAGUAACAAGGAGUGGGAGCCGCCACCUAAAUAAACCGGAGCCCAGACACAUUAUUAUUCAUCACUUCUUACGGGGAAAGUCAUCGGCGAGGACGGCGAAUGGUUCACUGAGGCUAAAGGGGAACCCAGGACCAUAGGGCUCCAGCCUGAGGGGGUGAACACCCUGAACACUCAGGUACCAGGGCGUUGGAAUAUUAUACACUUGGAGUCACUUAAUGUCUCAUCUGAGGAAACCCCAGACCGUCAGAGAACGAAUGCCGGAAACUAUUGUGAAGAUUAUUGGGAGCAAAUAUGUCCGAUUUCCAGUGGAGAAACCUAAGGAGUUCCCAGAGACCAUUAAAGAGAGGAACGUGUCCCAUGUCCAGGAGAUCCUCGGGGGGAUUCAAGACACAGAAUCUUUGAGACAGAGUUUGCUCACAAGAGACCGGUCAUCGCGUGGUCUUCUCCCGCUUUCGGAGUUCCAGGCGGUGUGUGCGUCUCAUGGAGCGUCGCUGACCCUCUCCACCCUGACUCCUCUCCUAGAAGACAACGUGUUCAGUGACCAGGGAAACAUAAGGUGGAAACAGGUUGUAGAUUUGUUGGAGACCGAAAAAGAAAAGAAAAAAGCGACUGAAGAGAAAGGAAGAGGUCUUGUUGAUGUGGUGAAGGCCAGAGAGAUCAUCAAUAAAUUCAACCUUAUCCACAAUUUGUGCCUUAGUCCUGAGAAAAUCAGCGAAGCUCUAGACAUGUUCCACAGUGGGGGGUACAUACUUUUGGGGCCGGUGCUGCAUUACCUGAAGGAGCUGUAG
Messenger RNA from Hyla sarda, 806 nucleotides. It is a transcript of the gene C7H1orf87, whose product is annotated as chromosome 7 C1orf87 homolog. The record is from RefSeq and is a predicted model, not a curated record. Lineage: Eukaryota; Metazoa; Chordata; Amphibia; Anura; Hylidae. The transcript is spliced from 6 exons. Bases 234 to 806 code for a protein of 190 amino acids.